AUGUCAUUUAAGACGGUUUCCAAAGCUGCUCGCUCAGCGGCUCCACAGCGUGCACUGCAUAGAAAGCACUUUUCUUCAUCAAUCGAUAGUACAACAGUGCUGACACGCGAAUUCAUUCACGCGGCGCUGUAUGCUAAGGAGGAGGGAUAUUUUACGACACAACAGCGGGAGGUGCUACACGCACCAACGCAAGGCAUCGACUUUGGCAACUUGUGGGGCGCAAGAGAGUACCGCAACGUAGUAGCAAAGCUGUAUAUGGAUAGUGCUGAGGCGUGGCUUACACCUGUAGAGAUAUUCGCACCAUUUUACUCCCACGCAGUGGCGCGCUAUAUGCUCAAUUCGCCCUUCUUCCGCCAGCCCCUCAACAUUUACGAAAUUGGCGGUGGCUCUGGAUCUAAUGCGCUGCACAUCCUUAACUUCUUGAAGGAGCAGGUGCCCACAGUAUAUGCAAACACUAAAUAUACGCUCAUCGAGAUCAGCUCCGUUAUGGCCGAGCGUCAGCGCAAGCGUGUAGCCGCCGUGCAUCCGCAACAGUGCACAAUUGUUAACGAAGACAUCUUGAAUUUCGCAGAAGCACACGCACCUAUUACUUCAGAGUGUUUUUUUCUGGCUUUUGAAGUGCUAGACAACUUGCCGCAUGAUAAAGUCUCGCUACAAAAUGGUCAAUGGUUUGAAACCGUUGUAAGAAAUCAAAGCGGAGCAAACGGUCCGAUGCUGGAGGAGGCAAGGCGACCCAUCGAGGACAUGCUUAUACGCGAGACGCUUCUUCACUUUGGCUGUGACCUGCCGCUGCGCGUUUCAUACAAGAAUAACACAGGUCUUGCACGGCAUGUGAGACGUCUGCUGGGCAUUCAAGACGUAGCAUUCACCUCGGCAUUUAUCCCGACAGGUGCCAUGCAGCUGCUGAAAACACUCCGCAUAGCAUUUCCAAAACACCAUCUCAUUGCUGCCGACUUCGACUCGCUCCCGGCUCCAGAGCUUGAUACAAAGUCUUCUAUAAAAGCUAUCUCCCACCCACUAAGUCCUACAGCUACAUCGGCUGGAACUCUCUCUGCUGGAAAUGCACCGCUUGUGGCGUCGAAAAUUACUGGCGUGACGCAAGACCACGACACGUACCUGGUGCAAGGCGGAGUCGCAGACAUUUUUUUCCCUACUGAUUUUAGCAAGCUUAAAAAAGCAUAUUGCUUCGCUCUUCAGCGCGAGCCCGACGAGAUUUCAGUCGUUAAGUCAUCCACCUUUUUGAAGGAGUUUGCCGAUGUUGAGAAGACCAAAACAAUUACCCGGUUCAACCCCUUACUUGAAGACUAUUCCAACACGAGCUUUAUUUUAUCUUAG
Molecule: messenger RNA, 1335 nt
Organism: Plasmopara halstedii
Lineage: Eukaryota; Oomycota; Peronosporomycetes; Peronosporales; Peronosporaceae
Product: Putative S-adenosyl-L-methionine-dependent methyltransferase MidA
Exons: 4
Coding region: 1-1335 (444 amino acids)
Cellular component (GO): mitochondrion
Molecular function (GO): protein-arginine omega-N symmetric methyltransferase activity
Source: RefSeq, a predicted model, not a curated record